UAGCACGACGUCACUUCCUGUGCCAGCAUGACGUCGGAGCAUAAAAAGUGGGAGCUGACUGAGAGAAGAUCACAUUAAAAAACAAAAAAGAAUACUUUGAGGACAAAAAGAUGGUGCAACAAGGCAGCAAGAGUGACUUUAAAGACGGCCGUCUGCUCAAAGCCGGACAUCCUCCUGCAGUGAAAGCUGGAGGUAAACGUGUGGCCAAGAAAAGCUUGGAGGAGGCCAGCACUCACGGGACUCCAGAGAAACCCACAAGGAGGUCUGAUAAAUCCAGGCCUGGGUCCAGUGUGAACAGGAUGCAACAAGUCGGUCUCCUUCUGUCUGGACCUCUCGACAAGUUGAGCCACGACUUCCCAGAGACGCCAGCGAGCGUGAGACACGGCAAACUGCGGCCCGCUGCGGAGAAGCUUCACUCUCCUCGGACCUUCAUAAUCCAGCAGCCCAGGAAGUACUAGAGGAUGGAGUCCACGUUUAACGAUGCAUGACAGAGAUCUCGGGCUUGUAGAUAAGCUGCUUUCUUCUUCAUCUGGUUACACUUUAGAGGAUACUAAUCAUGUUCCCUGUAGCAUAGUGACCUAACGUGUUUACCCCGUCUAAAAUUAGCCUUCUUUUUGAUCUGUAAUGUGAAUAUCCUCCAUUUCCUUCAUUGAAAAACAUCUUUGUACGGCUUGGCACUUCAUACAAUAAAUAAAACAAUUGUAUAACAUA
Nerophis ophidion (straightnose pipefish) is the source of this 711-nucleotide messenger RNA. Its product is annotated as death-associated protein-like 1 homolog. Gene Ontology annotation, biological process: negative regulation of autophagy; apoptotic signaling pathway; cellular response to amino acid starvation. The coding region runs from base 111 to 458 and encodes 115 amino acids. The transcript is spliced from 4 exons. NCBI's taxonomy places the organism in Eukaryota, Metazoa, Chordata, Actinopteri, Syngnathiformes, Syngnathidae. The record is from RefSeq and is a predicted model, not a curated record. Gene Ontology annotation, molecular function: death domain binding.